This is a messenger RNA of Hyaena hyaena (striped hyena), 3358 nucleotides long. It is a transcript of the gene GPRC5D, whose product is annotated as G protein-coupled receptor class C group 5 member D. Gene Ontology annotation, biological process: visual perception; G protein-coupled receptor signaling pathway. Gene Ontology annotation, cellular component: extracellular exosome; plasma membrane; signaling receptor complex. Gene Ontology annotation, molecular function: G protein-coupled receptor activity; protein kinase activator activity; sevenless binding. Lineage: Eukaryota; Metazoa; Chordata; Mammalia; Carnivora; Hyaenidae. The transcript has 3 exons. Bases 2037 to 3158 code for a protein of 373 amino acids. The record is from RefSeq and is a predicted model, not a curated record.
AUUGAAAAUUAAUUGACACAAAUAAAAUGGGCAGAAAAUAUGGUUUCCCUAAUUAGGAAGAGCACAGACCCAAAAUGCCAUGGAGUUCAUGGUAGGAAGUGAUCGGUGAGGGCUCCAGGGAUGAAGGGGGUCAGAGAAGCUCACAGAGAAGAUAAGAGAUAAAUCUGAGAGGUAGGGCAAGUGUUUGGCUUGGAAACAGAAUCAGUGGACCUAUAGUAAAAGGCAGUUCAGGCCAUGGGCAACACCUAAGAGAAGGCAAUCAGACUGGAGCUUGUUUCUUUAUGACAUGGUGGGAAAACCAGUCUGGUAAACCAUAGGGCAGGAGACCAGAAAGAAAUAUGGUUGGACGAGGAAGAUAGGGCCAGGUCACAGAGCUACUUGAAACCAGACUCCCAAGGACUGACUUGGGGUCUUUGGAAGUCCUCUAUCAAAAUGCAAAUAUCCAAUAAAAGAACCAAGGAGUAAAUUGAGGGGUGUGGAGGUGCGGUCAGUAGAGGCUGGACAGCGUUCCAUUAUACACUGUCACAGGAGAAAAGGGAUUUAUGAUACCAAUACUGGCUGGUAAACUCAACUGUGGGUUCCAUCUUGCGCUCUGGGAUGCCCCGAUGGAACAAAACCCAGACCAAGUGUAUCCUGAUGGGCCUGAGGAGAGGGAGGACAGAGGGAAAUUACACCGAAGGCUUCAGCAUUACCAGGAAGAGCUGGUCCAGGUAGGGGCCACACCUGAUGGACAGCCACAGCCUGAGGAAAGACUUCCAAUGGAGAGGGAGAAAUAGCAGAGAAGACAAAUUUCCCCUAAUUCACAAUUUUGCCAACUGCUGACCCUUUUAAUGCACAUAACCCUUCUUUAUGGCCCAGUACAACUCUUAUCCCUUCAUUAAACGGAUGUUCUUUUGGAUCUCACUACCAAAAUCAAGAUGUGGGGAAGACUCCACAUGGCUCUUUAGGGAGGAGGUCAGAAGGAGAAUGAAGCGCACUCACAUAAACCAACUGAGGGCUUCUUGUGGCUUCCUAAACACAGUGGAGUAUAUGGAGAGGAAGCAGUCUUGCCUCAGGUCACCUUCAGGACCCCCUAGGGCCAAGGUGCCUCAAGUUAGCAAUAGAAUUGAAAAUAAUUGUUCUCACCAAAGAAACCUCUGUAGAUAGGUUGCCGUGAAACUGGAAUAGGUGUGUCUUUCUGACCUUCCGGUUCUUUUUAUAGGCACUGCAGGGACCUGAGUGAGGGCCUCUGGUCCUUCCGCCCAUUUGGGGAGAGAUUAAAGAAGCUGCGAUUGUCUCCUUCUUACUCAUUGGCAGUUACAACCUCGCAGCCACCACCACCUCAGCUUCCAGCGUGGACACAGAGAAGGUAAGUGGGAAAGAAAGGGCCAUGCCCUCAGCUAUAAACCCGGAUUGCUCCAGCCAUCUGGCUCGGGAAUAACUGGAGGGGAAUAGAACUAGAAGUAUCCAGUUGCAAAGUUCUUUUUUCCUGAAGAAUGUGUGGAAUUUUUUUCCUAGACAGCCUUAGCAAAGACCUAGAUUUUGGUGCUCAAGGGUCCAAAAGGUUAGAUGAAGCAGGGACCACUCUGCAUAAUUCUUUGAUGAACGACUAGUAGGUAUUUAGCAAUAACAUGUUGUGUUGGAUUGACUCGAGUUGAAAGAAGGAACGGCCAUGAGAAUUACUAGGAAAAAUUAUCUGUCCGUCUCCCUCAGGCGGUGCAUCAAUGUCUUGAACGAUCCGAUGAUCCAUUAAUGUUGACAGUGCUUGUUCUGGAGCCCAAAUAACUGGAAUCUCAUUAACCAUGCAAACGUUGCCACACGCCCCAUUUUAUGAAAAAUAUUCUGCCUCAGGUUUCAGAAAGCCUCGGUGUAAACAGACAUGAAAAGGGAUGAAGUCUCUGGAAGUAGAGACUGUUCUGCUCUUCCCAGCAGGAUGGAGCUAGGCGAGAUUUCGGGGUUUGAGUUUGGGGAUGUUCCAUCUGGUCCUUCCAGGUGUCUUCUGUUGGGAAGGAGAGACAUUCUAGUGCCCAAAUAGAACUACCCGACAGGCGUUCUUUAUGGGUGGAUAUAGUCAGAAAUUUGUCUCAUCUUUCUUCUGCAGGGAAACAGGAGUCCAUUCUCGUGAGGUCCACCUACAAGUCACCAUGUAUGAGGACUGCGUCAAGUCCACUGAGGACUAUUAUUUCGUCUGUGACAACGAGGGGGCAUGGAGCAUUGUUCUAGAGUCCCUGGCAAUAAUUGGCAUAGUAGUUACAAUUAUACUACUCUUGGCAUUUCUUUUCCUCAUGCGAAGGGUUCAAGACUGCAGCCAGUGGAAUGUCCUCCCCACUCAGGUCCUCUUCCUCCUGGGUGUGCUGGGCCUCUUUAGCCUCACUUUUGCCUUCAUCACUCAUUUCAAUCAGCAAACUGCCCCCGUACGCUACUUUCUCUUUGGGGUUCUCUUCGCUCUCUGUUUCUCGUGCCUCUUGGCUCAUGCCUCCAACCUGGUGAAGCUGGUCCGGGGCAGAGUCUCCUUCUCUUGGACGACAAUUCUGUGCAUUGCUGUUGGUGUCAGCUUGUUGCAGGUGAUCAUUGCCAUUGAGUACGUGACUCUCAUGAUGACCAGGGGUAUGAUGUUUGUGCAUAUGACACCCUGUCAGCUCAACGUGGACUUUGUUGUGCUCCUGGUCUAUGUCCUCUUCCUGAUGGCCCUCACAUUCUUCGUCUCCAAAGCCACUUUCUGCGGCCCCUGUGAGAACUGGAAGCAACAUGGAAGGCUCAUCUUCGUCACUGUGCUCAUCUCCAUCAUUAUCUGGGUGGUGUGGAUCUCCAUGCUCCUGAGAGGCAACCCACAGCUCCAGCGGCAGCCCCAGUGGGAUGACCCCGUCAUCUGCAUUGCCCUGGUCACCAACGCGUGGGUUUUCCUGCUGCUGUACAUCAUACCCGAGCUCUGCAUUCUCUACAGAUCGAGCAGGCAGAAUUGCCCUUUACCAGCCAAUGCCUGCCCAGCCCCAGCCUACCAAUGCAGCUUCAGAGUGGAGAACCAGGAACCCUCACGAGCCCGAGACAGUGAUGGAGCUGAGGAGGAUGUAGCAUUAACUUCAUAUGGUACCCCCAUUCAGCCGCAGACUGUUGAUCCCGUACAAGAGUGUCUCAUCCCACUGCCUAAAUCAAGCCCCCAGCAAGAUGCAGAAAUAUAAAGUCCAUAGGAAACAUGCAUAGUGAAAACCCAGAAGAUCAUCCCAAUAGAGACUUGAUGGGUUGCUGGGGAGCCCAGAGGCACGCUACCAACAAAGUGUGGCCUCAUCCUUCCUUCCCUGUUUCCUAGCCCAUUCCAUCCAUCAUGGACACAUCAUCAGAAGACCACCCUCAAGCAAUUACAAUCUUGCUGGCCACCCUA